Molecule: messenger RNA, 1752 nt
Organism: Erigeron canadensis
Lineage: Eukaryota; Viridiplantae; Streptophyta; Magnoliopsida; Asterales; Asteraceae
Product: putative aldehyde oxidase Art an 7
Exons: 3
Coding region: 1-1752 (583 amino acids)
Source: RefSeq, a predicted model, not a curated record
AUGGCUUCAUUAAUAAAAACGAAUCUUUCGUUCAUUGUCUCUAUAAUACUUGUUUCUCAUGUCUUUUGCCAGCCAGGUGAUAUAGUCGACCCCAACAAGCCAGAACCUGGUAUAAAUGAUGGUGGAUCUGAUUACACCAAACCAGCAAUCGAGUCUGCAUUCUUGGGCCAAUGGGCCAUUGAUAAUCCGGAUGCUGGCGUUGCUGCCAUGCAAUUGCAAUUGAUGCCUAAUGAUAAGGUUAUCUGGUUUGAUACGACAUCGCUUGGGCCUUCAGCCUUAAAAUUGCCUGAGGGUGUUCCUUGCACCGAAAACCCUGAUCAAAACAACCAGCCCGAUUGUUAUGCUCAUGCCAUUGCUUACGACUGGAAGACGUCACUAUAUAGGCCCCUUACGUUAAAGGGAGAUGCAUGGUGCUCAUCAGGAAACUUGUGGCCGAAUGGUAACCUGGUUGCGACUGGAGGGACCUAUAGUGGUAAUAAAGCUAUUCGAGUUCUUGCUAACAAUGAUGAUCCUAGGUCUGACUUUGACACCAGAUUGAAUGUUCUUGCUGAUGGUCGAUGGUAUUCAAGUAACCAAGUUUUGGAAGAUGGGAGUGCAAUAGUGUUGGGAGGACGAGACUCGUACAGCUACGAGAUAGUACCACCACAAAUGGAGUUCCAACCAAAAAGAUUCGAUCUCCCCUUCCUUAAGGAAACUACAACGCCUGGAUUAGGACCAGGCAAACCAGUCGAAAACAACUUGUACCCAUUUCUUUUUCUCCUUCCCGAUGGUAAUGUAUUCCUUUUUGCCAACAAUAGGGCCAUCAGCUUUGCUCCACAAACGGGCCAAGUCGUUCGUGAGUAUCCUGAGUUACCAGGUGGGUCCCGUAAUUACCCACCUUCAGGUUCCUCGGCUCUUCUCCCAUUAAAACUUACCGCUGAUAACCAAGGACUGAAUCCUGAAAUUGUCAUUUGUGGCGGUAAUGUCCCAAAUGCAUAUGAACUCGUCGACGCAAGGCAUGUUACAGAAAAACAAUUCCUACCUGCACUCAAAGAUUGUCAUAGAAUCCAGCCAUUAGCACCAAAUGCUGCUUGGGUGGAUGAACAAGAAAUGCCAUCACCAAGAACAAUGGGUGACUUAAUACACCUUGCAAACGCCGAUCUUUUGAUGCUUAACGGUGCCCAAAAAGGUACCUCGGGUUGGGAAGAUUCAACAGAUGCUAAUCUUACCCCUCUUUUAUACACACCUUACAAACCAAUGGGCCAAAGAUUUAAAGAACUCGCUCCAACAACUAUAGCCAGAAUGUAUCAUUCUUGCGCUGCAUUGUUGCCCAAUACUCAAGUUUUGGUUGCAGGAAGUAACAUGCAUCAAUUCUACACAUACAACGUCGAAUACCCAACUGAACUUAGGGUCGAGAAAUUCACCCCUCCAUACUUAGACCCUGCACUAGACCCACAACGACCAACGAUCACCGUCGAUGCCACAGAUGUUAUCUUAAAAUAUGGCACACCUUUCAGGGUUACAGCCACUCUUCCAAGGGAAACACCUUUUGCAUUAGGUGAAAUUAAGUUAACAAUGUUGUACCCACCUUUUACUACUCAUGGUUUCUCUCAAAACCAAAGGAUGAUUAUUCCAGCAAUAACAACAGUUGAGGAAAAUGUUAUUAAUGCUGUUGCACCAGCAAGUGGUGCCAUUGCCCCUCCUGGUUACUACAUUUUGUUUGUGAAUUACCUUGGUGUGCCAAGUCAAGGUCUAUGGAUUCAUAUCGACUAA